AACUACCUCCACUCAGACCGAAUCCACAAUAAUACCCCGGUCUCCAGACCACUUCAACAACUACCUCCACUCAGACCGAAUCCACAAUAAUACCCCGGUCUCCAGACCACUUCAACAACUACCUCCACUCAGACCGAAUCCACAAUAAUACCCCGGUCUCCAGACCACUUCGACAAUUGGCGGCACUUUUACCUGUGUGCAUAUCAAUCGGUAAGUGUUACUCUUGCUUUCCUUUUUUUUAACCAUUUUCUCUCAAAAAGCUUUUCAAAGCCAUCCAGAAAAUAGGUAGUCUAACACCUGUAAUACACUUUAAAAAAAAUAUAUAUAUAAGCUCCAGUUUAUCACUCAGAGCUAAAAAGUGCUUGAGUACACUAGCAGCGAUCAUGUCCUCCUCAGGUACCUCUUUUUUUUCUUACUCUUGUUCAUAUAAUGCUUAUAUUUUACUGUAUUUCCUGUUUUUUAAAUACUCCUUGUUAUUUCUUUUUAGACUCUGAAAUAAGCCUGUUUGAUUCUUCGCUUUUGGAUAAUCUCGAUCAAAUCGACAUAUCGGAUUUGGACAACUAUGUUUUUUCGAGUUCACCUAGUUCUUCGCCCAGUUCUUCACCACCACCGGUUUUAGAGCGAGCUACAGGCAAGAACAUCCGUCUCUCGACCCGCGAGAGGCAGGCCCUACUUUCUGCAAGGGCUUGCCCGGCUUCAUCCACCUCUGCCGGCGCUUCAGCUCCACCGCGCCCCGGGGGGAAAAACCUCCAUCUAACCGCCCGGCAGAGGCAACAACUGCUCGCGGCACACGCUCCCAGUGCCGGCUUCGGCGUUUCAGCUCCCCCGCGUGCCUCGGGAAAAAACCUACAUCUAACCGCCGGGGAUAGGCAACAACUGUUCGCGGCAGACGCUCCCAGUGCCGGUGUCGGUCUUGGAGCUUCUCUUCCUUCACCGGGGCCAAGACAUCCACAGCCCCUGCCUCGGAGAUCCAAUCUAGGGCAUCUCAGAAGGAGGCGUAGGAGGACCAUUAGGCCAAAGAGCACAAGGCAAAGACGCAGACAACGAAACCAGCUUGCGUCCAUCGCUCUUCGAGCUGUAUCUCUGUUCGCUGAAUUAGUGCAACUCAUCUUAUAAUAAGGUUUUAUUUUAUUUUAUUGUUUUUUAUUUUUUA
This is a messenger RNA of Oreochromis niloticus (Nile tilapia), 1153 nucleotides long. RefSeq lists its product as uncharacterized. The transcript has 3 exons. NCBI's taxonomy places the organism in Eukaryota, Metazoa, Chordata, Actinopteri, Cichliformes, Cichlidae. Bases 430 to 1116 code for a protein of 228 amino acids. The record is from RefSeq and is a predicted model, not a curated record.